GUCAAUGCAAGACCCGAUUGGCGCAAAGACCCCGAAACAAGCGGGAGAUAUAAUAAAAUAAUAUAUAUAUCACGGAUAUAGAACAGGUUACCGGAGGAAAUAUACUUUAACGGACAUAAUUUUAUGUAGUUGACUCUGAAUUGAAAACCUGUGAAAUGCAUGUUGGAGGAAAAAAUACGAUUUAGAAGUUCCACAGGAAAAAAACCCCGUCGUUUGCAAGAUAGGCCUACGAAUCACCCGAACAGUUCCGAGUGACAUAAUGCCGGCAAAAGCGAAGCUGAAUUUGGUGGUUGCAGCGUGUAACAAUCGAGGGAUAGGUAUCGGCGGCUCGCUGCCAUGGCGACUAAAAAAGGACAUAGAAGUUUUUAAAAGGAUAACAACGGAAUCAAAAAACCCAGAUAAGACAAAUGUGUUGAUAAUGGGAAGGAAGACCUGGACGUCCAUCCCGGAGAGGUUUCGACCUCUUCCAAAGAGGAUCAACAUUAUUUUGAGUAGGACAAUGACAGAAACGCCAACUGGUACAUAUAUGGCCAGAAGUUUAGAGGAGGCUGUUUCCAUGGUAACAGAAAAUGGAAACCUGGCAGACAAGGUGUCUUCUGUAUACAUUAUAGGGGGCAGCUCUGUCUACAAGGAAGCCAUGGACUUCGCCGGUCCGUGCCGUAUAUACCUGACCAGAGUGCUUGCUGACUUUGACUGUGAUACAUUUUUCCCAGAAAUUAAUACAGACAAAUUCAUAAAAUUACAAAACUGUGAAGAUGUACCAGCGGGGCGGUUUACGGAGAAUGGCAUUGGUUUUGAGUUUGAAGUGUAUGAUAAGGUAGAUAAUUAAAGUGUGAGCUUUGA
Mizuhopecten yessoensis (Yesso scallop) is the source of this 843-nucleotide messenger RNA. Its product is annotated as dihydrofolate reductase-like. Gene Ontology annotation, molecular function: NADP binding; dihydrofolate reductase activity. NCBI's taxonomy places the organism in Eukaryota, Metazoa, Mollusca, Bivalvia, Pectinida, Pectinidae. The coding region runs from base 260 to 829 and encodes 189 amino acids. Gene Ontology annotation, cellular component: mitochondrion. The transcript is spliced from 6 exons. The record is from RefSeq and is a predicted model, not a curated record. Gene Ontology annotation, biological process: dihydrofolate metabolic process; tetrahydrofolate biosynthetic process; folic acid metabolic process.